CGCUUCGCCCUUUUUUUUCAGCAAUUUUUUUCUUUGUUCUUUUUGUUUCUAUAAAUCAUUAAUAUCUGUACCUUCCUUCUUUCACAUAGUCAAGGUCUCCUUUCCUCCAAAUCCCCAAACUCUCGAUUCGCUUAUUUCCCCUCUAUGAAGUUAACACCCGCUAUCAUCGCCUCUCAAGCUGGUGCUGCUGGGACAGAUAUCCAACAGCUCAAGGAGAUCAAUUUGUCAAAGAAAGGCAUCAAUCAUAUUGAAGACAUUUCCGUAUGUAUCAAUCUUCAUAAGCUCAAUCUAUCCAACAACAACCUUUCCUCACCAGAUGCUAUCUCCGGUCUCCAAUAUCUCCCAUCUCUCACCUUGCUCAACCUCAGUGGAAACCAACUCGAUUCUUUCGAAGGUCUUCAACGGCUUUCGACACUCUUUGUUUUAAAUUUGUCCCAUAAUGAAUUGAAUCGUAUCUCUAUCCACAUUGAGAAAUUGACUCAACUUAAAGCUUUGGUUCUCAACAACAACAAAAUUAAAGUCGUUGACCAUCUGGGUGGAUUACUCGAUCUCAAUACCAUCGUCCUCUCUCAUAACCGUAUUCAGCAACUACCCUCGUUCCCCAAACUUGAGAAAUUGACAAAACUUUCUGCAGCCCAUAAUGAGAUUCGUCAGAUCCCUGAUUUAUCAGAUAACCCCUUGUUGAAAGAAUUGAGAUUGAACCAUAACAAACUCGUCACCAUUCCUGAUACCCUCCGUCGUUGUGUUGCCUUGGACAUCCUGGAUUUGGGUCAUAACCUUUUGAGAGACUGGAGCGACGUGGCCGCCUUGGGAUCCUUGAUGAAAUUGACCAAUUUGAGUCUCCAGGGGAAUCCUAUUUGUCAAAAGCCAGAUUAUAAAGAGAAGAUUUUAGAGCUUGUGCCAUCACUAAGAGUAUUGGAUGGUGAACGUUUUGAUCCAAAGUUCCUUCAGAUCAAAGCCAAGCGUGCAGAGCACAAGGAGAUGGUUGAAAAGAUGAAGAAAAAGAAGGAGGACUUGGAGAAGAAGAAGAUGCUCAAAAAAAUCAAACGUGGUGAGAUUGAUCCAGAGGCUGUUGAUAAGGAAGUCCUUGCAGAAGCAGAACAGUUUGAGCGGCUGAAAAAGAAGAAGAAAACAUCAAAAGCGGAAGAUGAUGUCGAUAGCGGCGAUGACGACAACAGCAACAGAAAGAAGGAGAAGAAGGAGAAGAAGGAGAAGAAGGAGAAGAAGGAGAGAAAGGAUAAGAUGGAUAAAAAAGAAAAGAAGACGCAAAAGAUGGAAAAGGAAAAGGAAAAGGAAGGCAAGGAAGAUAAAAAGUCUAAAUCUUUGAAGCGGUCAAGAGAUGCAAACGAGGACGACACGGGCUCGAAUGCUGGGGGCGCUAAGAAAAGAAAGUCAACAUUGUCAUCCGUCUUCAAGGGCAAUGGACCUCGUCCGCUCAGCGCCCUCGUACCAUCGCUUCCAACGUCCUCUGUUGUUGACAGCGAGGGCGAUGUGGACAUGGAGAAUGGCAGGGGCAAAGUAAAGAGAGCAGGAUCAAAUAAUGAGACCAAGAAGGAUGCAAAGAAGGCUGUCAAGAAAGAGGCCAAGAAAGAAAAGACAGCUGCUCUACUGGAAAAGAAGAAAACCGAGCGCGACGAGAAGAAGAUGAAGAAGAAGGACAAGGAAAAGUCGGAAUCUACUGCACUGGAAGGAGACUCAUUCUUUGUAAGGCCUACAGAAGAAGAAGUCAAGAUCAAGAAGGCUAAGCUCGAGAAGGCUACUCAGGCUGCUGCCGCCGGCUCAGCAACAACAACAACAACAAGCACUACAGCAAAGGCUACCAUCCCAACUACCAUCAACGCUCCCGGUAUUAAUACUACUGCUUCCGCUGCAACCGACAAACCUAUGCGUGGACUGGAUCCUGCGGAGAGUGCAAAGGCACGAUCAGGUGUUGUGGCCGUUGUUGACAAGUCUGCACAGCUGGCCAAAAAGAACAAGAAGCCUAGCUUUGAUAUUACGGCGCUCGAGGCAGAUGCAGAUCCAUUUGGUGGAGGAAAAGUCUCUGGAUGGGAUUAGAUCUAUUAGACCGGGCGUUCAAAUCAAUAUUUUCAUUUUUUGUAUUUUUUGAUCCAUACCAUAGUAUCUCUUUCUUCAUUUUGCAUCUUCAAACAUUACUUAAUGAAAACUCAUCGUCCUCCGUAUGCGGAGGAAAAUUUUG
This is a messenger RNA of Lobosporangium transversale, 2197 nucleotides long. RefSeq lists its product as hypothetical. Bases 145 to 2055 code for a protein of 636 amino acids. The record is from RefSeq and is a predicted model, not a curated record. Gene Ontology annotation, molecular function: protein binding. Lineage: Eukaryota; Fungi; Mortierellomycota; Mortierellomycetes; Mortierellales; Mortierellaceae. The transcript is spliced from 3 exons.